Messenger RNA from Bombyx mandarina (wild silkworm), 2052 nucleotides. RefSeq names its product Tyrosine decarboxylase 2 (gene Tdc2). Gene Ontology annotation, molecular function: pyridoxal phosphate binding; carboxy-lyase activity. The record is from RefSeq and is a predicted model, not a curated record. Gene Ontology annotation, biological process: amino acid metabolic process; carboxylic acid metabolic process. Gene Ontology annotation, cellular component: cytoplasm. Lineage: Eukaryota; Metazoa; Arthropoda; Insecta; Lepidoptera; Bombycidae.
UGCGGUGGUCGAGUCAACUGGAAGCCGUCGCGGCACCCACAUCGUGUCACUUAGUCAAAGCCACCAAACUUCUGCUAAACUUAAAAAAAAAAAAAACCUUAUAAUGGAUGUCGAAGAGUUUCGUGUGCGCGGUAAAGAGAUGGUAGAUUACAUAUGCACUUACAUGAACACGUUGCGUACCCGGCGCGUUGUGCCCAGCGUGGAGCCAGGAUACCUACGAACGGCACUUCCGGCCGAAGCUCCUCAUCACCCCGAACCCUGGGACGAUGUGAUGAACGAUGUCGAGCAAAAGAUAAUGCCAGGUGUAACACAUUGGCAGCAUCCACGUUUUCACGCAUACUUUCCGGCAGGCAACGGGUACCCUUCGAUACUUGGAGAUAUGUUGUCUGCUGGCAUCGGAUGCAUUGGUUUUUCCUGGGCAGCAAGUACCGCCUGUACUGAGCUAGAAAUAAUCAUGUUGGAUUGGAUGGGAAAAGCGAUUGGACUACCGCCUGCCUUUUUAGCGCUUGAAGAAGGUAGCAAAGGGGGCGGUGUUAUCCAGGGAUCUGCUAGUGAAUGCGUUCUUGUAUCUAUGUUGGCUGCCAGAGCCAAUGGAAUUAAAAGAUUAAAGCAUCAAUUUCCCAAUGUUGACGAGGGACUUUUGCUAUCAAAACUAAUAGCAUAUUGUUCUAAGGAAGCCCAUUCAUGCGUCGAAAAGGCAGCCAUGAUUUGCUUUGUGAAACUUCGUAUCUUACAGCCGGAUGACAACGGAUCUCUUAGAGGUGAAACACUAAAGGAGGCUAUGGAAGAAGAUGAAGAGGCAGGGCGAGUACCGUUCUUUGUCGCUACGACAUUAGGGACUACUUCAUGCUGCUCCUUCGAUAAUUUGCCUGAAAUAGGUCCCGUGGUGCGGAAAUUCCCUUGCGUGUGGCUUCACGUGGACGCCGCAUAUGCUGGAAGCUCAUUCCUCUGCCCAGAACACAAGUAUCAUUUAGCUGGAGUUGAAUAUGCUGACUCCUUCAAUACUAAUCCUAAUAAAUUAAUGCUUGCGAGUUUUGACUGUUCACUAUUGUGGGUCACUAACCGCUAUCUUCUAACAUCUGCCCUCGUGGUUGAUCCGUUGUAUCUACAACAUUGCUACGACCACACUGCUAUCGAUUAUCGACACUGGGGUAUAUCGCUUAGUCGUCGUUUCCGUUCGCUUAAGCUAUGGUUCAUGUUGAGAAGUUACGGUGUUAGCGGCUUGCAAAAAUAUGUCAGAAAGCAUUGCGAACUGGCCAAAUAUUUUGAAAGGCUUGUCAAGAAAGACGAUAGAUUCCAAGUCUGCAAUCAAGUAAAGUUGGGUUUGGUUUGCUUCCGCCUCGUUGGAGGUCCCGACGAGACUCCGGAGCAAAUUGAUGAGAUGAACAAGAAACUCCUCACUAAUAUAAAUGCAUCUGGAAAACUGCAUAUGGUCCCGGCCUCUGUUCGGGAACGUUUUGUGAUACGUUUCUGUGUGGUAGCUCAGCACGCUACACGUGAAGAUAUUGAAGUUGCUUGGGAUAUAAUAUCCGACUUUGCUACGGAGUUAUUAGAGGGUCCGGAUAAGGAAAGGGAUCUAAACGAGGAACGUACUCGUCGCAAUCGUGCCGCUCUAGCCCACAAGCGUUCGUUCUUCGUACGUAUGGUUAGCGAUCCAAAGAUCUAUAAUCCGGCUAUCAACAAAACUCCACCACCGGUAGCUACAUCUCCUGGGUCACCACCCGCUGCUGCACCUUCCACGCCGGAUACUCCAUCCGACUCUGGCUCCAUUCAACAGCCCACUACGCCGAAGCAAUCGUCUUGGAUAAGCUGGCCUCUUGGAUUCUUUUUCCAGAGCGUUGAUCACGACUCUAACGAUUUGCCACUGAGAUUUCGUCAUCUCGACACGAUGGUGAGGUUGAAGAGUCCCGGAGCAAGUCGUCGGGGCUCCACGCCGUGCGCCUCACCCGAACAUCGGGCCUCGUCGCCUUCCAACAAUCACUAAAUGGCAUUUAAACUUUUUAGAAAACCUUUGAAUUCAUUGUACUUAUUCCUGUAAUACAUACUUACUGA